Messenger RNA from Carlito syrichta (Philippine tarsier), 192 nucleotides. Its product is annotated as beta-defensin 104A-like. NCBI's taxonomy places the organism in Eukaryota, Metazoa, Chordata, Mammalia, Primates, Tarsiidae. Gene Ontology annotation, biological process: innate immune response. The record is from RefSeq and is a predicted model, not a curated record. Bases 1 to 192 code for a protein of 63 amino acids. The transcript has a single exon. Gene Ontology annotation, cellular component: extracellular region.
AUGGAUCACAGUGACUUCUCCUGUUAUCUAGUGAGAAGCGAAUUCGAAAUGAACAGAGUAUGUGGUUACGGGACUGCUCGCUGCCGGCAGAAAUGUCAGGAAGAGGAAUACAAAAUUGGAAGAUGUCCCAACACCUAUGAAUGCUGUUUGAGGAAAUGGAGCGACCGCUUGCUGGAUCUUACAAAACACUGA